AUGUCUCACACUACCGCUGGAUUUGGUACUCGUGCAAUUCACGUUGGUUCAGAGGCCAAUGCUGAAACCGGUGCUGUGAUUGCUCCCAUCUCUUUGAGCACUACAUAUAAACAAGACGGCGUUGGUAAACACAAGGGCUACGAAUAUUCUCGCUCUGGAAAUCCCAAUCGGGAUCAACUAGAGCGCUUACUAGCUUCGAUCGAAGCUGGUGGAGGUGACGCUGUUGCCUUUGCUUCGGGAUCUGCAACCACCGCAACUGUCCUACAAGCUCUUGGACCCAAUGCUCACGUCGUCAGCGUCAACGACGUAUAUGGGGGCACGUUUCGUUAUAUGACCCGAGUAGCCAAGGAGAAUCAAGGUCUCGAGACUACAUUUGUAGACCUCGAGAACAGCUCGGACGAGCAAAUCACUGCGAGCUUCCGAGACAACACCAAGCUGAUAUGGAUUGAGUCACCGACCAACCCCACACUGCGCUUGAUUGACAUACGACGAAUUGUUCGCCUUGCUCACGCUCACCCAUCUAACCCUCUCGUAUUGGUCGACAACACAUUCUUGUCACCAUUCUAUUCUUCCCCGCUUCUCCUUGGAGCCGAUGCUGUAGUACACAGCUUGACCAAGUACAUCAACGGUCACUCCGACGUGGUCAUGGGCGCUCUGAUUGUCCCUUCGGCAUCCACACACCCUCGCGCGGCUGCAUUCGCCGAGCGCACUCGGUUCUUACAGAACGCCACAGGUGCCGUUCCGAGCCCUCAUGAUUGCUGGCUGGCUCACCGUGGUGCCAAGACCUUACAUCUUCGCAUGCAGGCCCAUGGCCGCAAUGCCCUCAAAGUUGCCGCUUAUUUACAGGCAAUUGCCGGGCCCGAGUCUGCCGUUGAGAGUGUAACCUACCCAGGACUUGCUACUCAUCCUCGUCACGAACUCGCCGUUAGACAGCUCUCCCCUCAUGCCAAGAAAUUCAUCGACACACUCUCAUCCAAGGAGACCGCGACGGGCGUCCCUUUCGGAGGAAUGAUCAGUUUCAGGAUCCGAGGCGGACUUGAUACUGCUGAAUCCUUCUUGGUUAAUAGCCAAUACUUUACGUUGGCAGAAAGCUUGGGUGGUGUUGAGAGUUUGGGUGAAGUACCUGCCAUUAUGACUCACGGAUCUAUUCCUGAAGCCGAGCGCGCUGCGUUGGGAAUUAGUUCCAAUCUUAUCCGCUUGAGCGUUGGUGUCGAGGAUGCGGAUGAUCUCAUUGCCGAUAUUCAUCAGGCACUCAAGGCUGCAGUACCCGGGCUGGCCGUCCCCGAGCCGCUUGCGAUUAAGACGCCCGAAGCGAGCCGUAGCGUCAACGAUACCCCAGAAGGAAGUGUCCCAGCGACCCCUGCUGAUGCCCUCCCAGCUCAACCGCUCUCUAAGCCUCUAAAGCUGGAGGAAAUGUCACAGAUCUCUUACUAG
Rhizoctonia solani is the source of this 1434-nucleotide messenger RNA. RefSeq names its product Cys/Met metabolism PLP-dependent enzyme. The record is from RefSeq and is a predicted model, not a curated record. Gene Ontology annotation, molecular function: pyridoxal phosphate binding; cystathionine gamma-lyase activity. The transcript is spliced from 5 exons. Lineage: Eukaryota; Fungi; Basidiomycota; Agaricomycetes; Cantharellales; Ceratobasidiaceae. Gene Ontology annotation, biological process: transsulfuration. Gene Ontology annotation, cellular component: cytoplasm. The coding region runs from base 1 to 1434 and encodes 477 amino acids.